Messenger RNA from Trichoderma harzianum CBS 226.95, 476 nucleotides. RefSeq lists its product as hypothetical. NCBI's taxonomy places the organism in Eukaryota, Fungi, Ascomycota, Sordariomycetes, Hypocreales, Hypocreaceae. The transcript has a single exon. The coding region runs from base 174 to 416 and encodes 80 amino acids. The record is from RefSeq and is a predicted model, not a curated record.
CUUGAUGUUGUCGCCGCUUUGGCCGACUACUAUCAGCUUAGGGAAGAAGCCGUUCCGUGACGCCCCUAUAAGCAUUUCUUUUUUUUUUCGCAAUCUAGGGAUUUACUACUCGGCCACAUAAAUAUUUGCUUCUGGUUCUGGCAUCGAGAGUUUGGAGUUUAUUAAUUCGCUGGAUGAUUUUACAGCACCUUUUCUAUUUGCGCGAUCUGGGAGCAUGGCCUACGCUGCCAUUUAUGCACAACAUGUGCCACCAAAGUUUUAUUAAAUGCUAUUUCGCAAUCUCGCACAGUUCUACAAUCGGUUUAUGGUCUAUCUGGAGCAUGCACAAGGAAUGGGACAAUGGGAGAUGGAAAGGAGUUUGGCCGCCGCCAUUGCGACAUGGGAUUUUAUAUGGUUUUGCAACAGAGCUUUAUUAAUUUCGCUUUGAUCUAUAGGUUACGUUUAUUUAAGAGCUUGCUUUCUUUUCUACAUUCAGA